This is a messenger RNA of Hylaeus volcanicus, 4159 nucleotides long. RefSeq lists its product as uncharacterized. Gene Ontology annotation, biological process: establishment of epithelial cell polarity. Lineage: Eukaryota; Metazoa; Arthropoda; Insecta; Hymenoptera; Colletidae. The record is from RefSeq and is a predicted model, not a curated record. Bases 721 to 2895 code for a protein of 724 amino acids. The transcript has 5 exons.
UAUUAUAGAAAAUAUAUCGUUAUUAAUACUUUCUGUAUUUGAGUUUUGGUUUGACUAGUCAGUGGAGAAAGAAGCAAUUAUUCAUGAAAAUGAUAAAUUUGAUAUAUUAACUAAUAUACUGUAAUGUUAUGUAGGAACGAAUCGUAUUAAUUAUGCAUUUAUGAAAUAUACUGAACUAUAGUUCAGUGUUAGAAUUCAUCUCACUUGAUGAUGUAUAGUCUUAUGUAGGUUGUUGAUGACUUUUUAACUUGUUUAUAAUUGUUGUUUUGGAACAAAAAAUAAUGUAAAUGAUUGAGGAACUCGUAUUCCAAAUGAAUAUUUUAUUAAUUCUAUUAAAUAUAACAUGACACUUUCUUAAAUAGAAAAUAAAAUCCGAUUACAUGGUAUUGUUCUGUAGUUUAUUGAGUUGAAUCUAAAAUGGCAGCUUCACAAGGAAAAUGAUAGCGCGUCAUUAUUCGUUAUUUUCGUUUGUGUUUGUUGUCGUUCAUCCCACUAGAAUUAUUUUGUAACGUAGGAAAGUUUAAAAAUGACGGAAAGUGUCUUUUCAAAGAUAAUUAUACUGAUUGAUACGAGUCAACGGAAUGUCAUACAUUGCAUCAUGUAUCAGUUGUUAAAUGUGUCAAUGUCAAUAUUUUUAAAUGUGUGAGAUACACCUUGAUUAUAUAAACAUUCCAAUUCAAGUACGUGUAGCGAAAAUAAUCGUUAUACCUUGCCAAUAAUAUGGUGAUGGCAGGGAACGAAAAUGCCCCUGGAUCUUUGGCGGAAGAUUCAUUAUCUACAAGAUUGCAAUGGCUACGCCAACGUCGUGAAGCAUUGCAAGAAAAAUUAAGUCAAAAGAAUAAUGAACUGAAAAACUUAUGUGUCGAGGAAGCAGAAUUGACCGGUGUUUUACCACCAGAGAUUCCACUGGAGGCUGGAGAGAGCCCACCAAGAUUUCGAAGAAGAGUUGGGACUGCAUUUACAUACCCACAGAAUUUAAUUAACAAACUGAAGACAAACGAAGUCGAGGAAUCUAAAUUAGAAGCAGAACGACAAUAUCAUAUUGGUAUAGUGGAAGAUGCGCUAGGAAAAGUAAAUAAUCCUGCAGAGAGUAAAGCAGUACGUCGUAAACAAAGGCAAGUUUAUCAACGAAGUCAGCAAAUAGUACAAGAAUUAGAGGCAAAAUUGAAUUUCAUAAGGCAGAGUCGUAGCAAGUCGCAUCUUCCGACACAGCUUCAACAUCCUCCAGUUUACAACAAUCAGCCACAUUUAUACACAAAUGUAAAGCAUAGGACAAAAAAGCCACGACCACCAUUAAAUGGCACAGUAAACGACGCAAAUCCCAAAGUCACGAGGAGCUUGCUUCAAGAGGGUGGAAUAAGCUUAAGUCCAUUAGGAUCAGAAGAUAAAUGCAACGUGUAUCCUGGUCACGGAUACGACGAACAGCCGCUAAUACCGAGUCCUUGUAACCACAAUCAUAUUGGUGCAUAUUGUCCCGCGAUAUCUGACCAGCGACAAAACAUUAAGAUAAUAGACCACGAUCACAACGAUAAUCAAAAUAUUUACAUAUUACGAAACGGUGGUUUGCGCAGUCAGAAUCACUAUCAAGAAAACGAACGACUGUAUCGUCCUCUACCGAAUACGUAUACCGAGGAAGAACGACAAAUACGAUGUCGCCAACUCCAACAACAACUUCAGGAACCAAUACAUAAUUAUCAACAAUAUACCGAGUACAAACACUUGGACAACGAUGUUCAACGAAGAUCUGGUCAGGAAUAUUACGACAGAGACUUUCCAGUGUAUCAUAAAAGUAACUCUCAGCCACAGUCCUUGUUAAGACGGGACCGUGAUUCCAGUGGCAGUAAAAAUCUACGAUACACGGAUUCACCCAGUGAGACGCAAUUACCAACGGGUUAUUGGAGGCGACACGAAGACAAGAUUGUCUGGUGCACGGACGAUCAACCAGUUACAGAUAGAUUUGGUAGCCUAGAUCGAAGGAAGCGUAACGCGGUGCAACACACCGUCAGCAUAAGCGCCGACAUACAACCACGGUAUCGCACGGUAUCCAUAGGAUGCAAUAAAAAUUCUCCUCUCCUCCCACCUCAUCAAAAUGCUUCCGUUCAUUUACUUCCCCUGUCUGAGCAAUCAUCGACAAACAGUAAAAUGUUGCUUCGCACGCAAUCAUUGGGCAGCGUGGAAAAAUGGCAUUCGAAUCAUCUGCACGAAUUGCACGAUGGCAAGGACACAACGGACAACGUCAGUCGUAAAGGAAGAGAGAAAGAAUGGUACGAGACCUCCUUGGAUUCGGGAACAAGUCCUGGAUUGGACCUUGGUAUAGUAACGUCGCAUAAGAAUAUUCAUUAUCAAUCUACUCUUCCUGUGACCCCUAAAACACCUAAUACUGGAAAUGAAGACGGGAAAAGCAAUAAUUAUAUUCCUUUGAUGAACCAUCGUAAGACUGAUAUAGCGAUCGAGAACGAGCAACAUUUGCAAUCGUCGUCGUCGAUUCGUUACGAACAAACGCGAAAGAAAGUGUUGGAAAUUCCAGCCGAGUCGAAAUCAUCUCAAGAGUCAAAUGAAGAGACGAUUAGAUUGGGAUCGUCCCAGAAUUGUACAAUCGUUCAAGCUGGAAAAUAUCAACCAUACAGGGAAGUUACGAAACCCUUUGAAAUGUCCGACUUUUAUAAAUACUCCACUAAGUUUCGUAAGAAAAACGAAGCAAACGGACAAAGUACUUCGACCGAAGUUCAGGAUGACUCUCGUGGAGUACAUUAUACUGGAACGAACACGGAUCUACACGGGGAAACGGAUUCGAAUACGGUGCAUAGCGGAUCAGUUGCUAGUUCCGUUCAAAAAAGAAUCUAUCAGCCUGUUCAACGAAUGACGUGUCAACCUUACCUCGCGUCAUUGAGAUAAUUUCUUGUCUCUGUAUGGAUUACGGAAGAUCUAAGGGGAUGGCAUAAAAUAGAUAAGAUAGGCUGGACCUGUCUAGAGAAAUAUUCGUAAUCUGUUCUCAUUAUAACAAAAUGGAAUGAGAUUGACUGAAAUAAUUACUGCCAAGUAGCAAUCGCGUUCCAAGGAAUUGUAGUAGCUACAUUGUAAAACAAUUACAAAUACCUUAUAUACUUGUAUUUCUUGCUUUAGAUGAGAGGUAAUUGAUUCAACAUUAUCAACGUUGCACGUGUGGUCAUACAAAUUGUAUUUUCAUAUAUUUUAAGUAAAAGGUGUGACGCCUUUUACGAAAUUUUGACCCAUUGGCAUUCCAAAUUGUUUUGAAAAUCGACUGCAUUGAUAUCGAGACCUGAGUAGUGCCUUAUUUUAAUGAAAAUUGAUAUCAAAAUUAUACAAAAGAGAAAUUGUAAAUGAAACACGUAAUGAGCGAAAAUACUAAAGAAACUUAAUUGUACAAAUGGUGAGCUAGCUAGCAAUCUAGUAGUUCGAAAACGGACUCUAAAACUUUGUACAUUAUAUAUUGUACUGCGUACAUGAUUAAUGAUCGCGAUCUGUCAAAUAUUAUUUACCAGGUAGCGAGCGUGUUUUGUUACAUUGACUGCUUCAUUACAUAGAGUUAAGAGUAGACUGCAGAUUUUAUACAUUGGUGAUGUAUACUUAUACGGAACAUAUACAAAAUUAUAUAUGUUAACAUAAUAAUAUUAAUAUUUCAUUACUCAUACGUAUAUAUCUUUAUAUGUAUACAUUUGACAAAUUUGUUAUGUGUGUGAAUGCCAGGAAUGCAUAAAAUUUGCAGUUUAGUUACGCGUAAAUAUUUUUAUAUUUGGUUUUAUAGUACGUAUAACUAGUACAUAUACUAUACAAGUUAAAGACUUCUUUAGAGAGUUAAAAGUACAUUUAGAGCAAACGAAUAAGACUGGUAAAAUAAUAAAUACCAGAAAAUAAAAGAUAUAUAAAUUAAACAUCAUAAAUAAGAAAUGAUUCUUUCAAUUAUAUAUUUCAAUAUAUCAUUAUGUAUUCAUAGAGAUAUGUGUCUGUUUUCUUCCUUUUUUUUAAGUGUUUUGCACAAUGUUUACAGUAAGACAUAAGAAUAUGUAAACCUUUAUUUUGAGUGCCUUCGAUUCAUAUAAUGCUUCGCGAUGCUUUGAUUGAGAAUGUUUUGUAUUUAUUUAGAUGAAAUCUAUAUAUAUAUUUUGAAUAUAUUAAUCCAGUGAAGUUGUAUUUAAUA